This is a messenger RNA of Lolium perenne, 682 nucleotides long. RefSeq lists its product as uncharacterized. Gene Ontology annotation, cellular component: mitochondrion. NCBI's taxonomy places the organism in Eukaryota, Viridiplantae, Streptophyta, Magnoliopsida, Poales, Poaceae. The record is from RefSeq and is a predicted model, not a curated record.
GAAAAGGGGAAAAACAGAGAGAAAUCCUUCCCGUCAAUGGCCGCCUCCCCUUCCAAGGCCGCUAGGGUUUAACUCCAGCUUCUCUCGCCGCCCCCUCCUCGAUCAGAUACUGAAAUACCUGGCAGCCCCAUGGGGUUCCUGGAGGAGGCUAGGGAGAACCACGUCAAGAAGAAGGUCGAGGAAGCUUUGCGCAGCAAAAUGAAAGCAAAGGCCCUCAAGGAAUGUGAUGUACUGUGUUCAAAAUAUGCCGAGUGUGCUCGGGGAAGAACUUUGUCUGUGGUAUGGACAUGCCGCAAACAAGCCAAAGAGUUGAAUAACUGUCUUCAUCAAUUCACAAAUGAUGCAAUACUGGAAGACAUGAAGAAGGCUUACAUGGCCGAGGAAGAGAGCAAGGAAAAGAAACAAUAAUCUUUAUGCGAUGGACAAUUUGAAAGUCAAGGUUCUCCAUGCCUGUACGUACUGCUGCUUUUGUAAUUCGGCAGUUGCUUACUGGUUGUAUUUGUUGAUUGAUGCUGAUAUCUGGGGGAGCUUCUGUAAACGUUUGGAUUUGUCCAGAUGUAUAACCUGGUAGUAUAAUCUCAAGGCUUCCAUGUAGUAUUAUGUUGCUUCGGGCAACUGGUUUAGCUGGCCAGUGUUCACUCUGAACUUCUCAAGUCAAUCAAUAAUGGAAUCAUUUACACAA